AUGACAGACAAAGUUAACGAAAAAGGUCGACCACAUAAUCAGCGUUAUCCUUUUCAAAAGCAGCAUCCACAAACAACAACUCAUAUUUUGAUGAGAUACAGUGAGCGUCAUGUACCUGUUCUUUAUGGUCCACAAAUUCCUCGACGAGAUCGUGAUGAUACUCGAGAACGAUACGGUCGAGCUAUUCUCACACUUUUCGUACCUUGGCGCACCGUUACUGAUCUUUGUGGCGUCAAUCAAACAUGUGAAGAUGCUUUUAAAUCUCGGCAAAAUCGUAUUUCUAUUCAUUCAUGGAAGAUCAUAGAAAAUAUUCAACUUUUACAUGAAUGUAAAAAGGACCGCGAUGAACAUUUACUUCAAAUUGAAUCAAUUAUGAUACCACUUCAGUUCCAUCCUAUUCAAGUCUUUGAUGAGACAAAACAUGCAGUAGAUGUGGUAGCUGAGGAAUAUCUUGAAAAAGCAACUGGUGAUAUACAAGAUCUUGUUCCAGUCGAUGUCAUUGCUGAUGGAAACUGUUUAUACCAUUCUAUUCUUCUUUUGAUAAAUAAUCCACCGAUAACAACAAAUGAAUUACGAGUUCGAACAGUUAUUGAACUUAUAACAAAUGAAAACUAUUAUGAAACUAUGUAUUCACAAUACAUUGGGCCUAUCGACGUCAGUAUCAAGGCUAUUUGCAAAAGUUAUACAUUUUCUGAAUUAUGUCAAAUUGUCGCGCUAUGCAAUGUACUGCAAUGUAACACACGAAGUGUUUAUCCAAAAAUCGAUUUUCAACAAUAUAUGGCAAUUUGGGAUAACGCUUUUACACCUGUUCCACCUAUUAUUGCUAAUUAUGAUAUUGCAAUUUUGUGGUCCCAUGUCUUGAACGAAGAAAAUGCUCGAGAAAUAAAUAAUGGUCAAUGGAAUCCAAAUCAUUUUGUUCCACUCGUUUCACGAGAUAUUCGUAAUGAUUCUAAUAAUGGUAGUCAAUCAACAUCACUCGCUGCUACUCCUGAAAAGAAGACAUUUAAGAAUAAUGUUGUUAGUCAAAUACUAAUUCCUGAAUUUCAAUCUUCUCCUAGUAGUCGUUUACGAAGUGAAAAUAACAUUGGAUAUAACUCAACUCAAUCAAUCACUUCAGGCUCGAUGCAAAAGGAAAAGAAUGAUAAAGAACAACAGCGUCAAAUUCGACUUGAAAAGAAAAGGGAACGAAGUCGACCAAGUCGAAUGAAUGAAACAGAAGAACAACGUCAAAUUCGACUCGAGAAGAACAGAGAACAAACUCAAUCCAGUCGAACAAAUGAAACAGAUGAACAAUAUCAGAUUCGACUGGAAAAGCAAAAGAAACGAAGCCAAACGAAUAGAAAUAAAAAGAAACUUGAAAAACAAACGCAUGAAAACAUUGAUACUGAACAAGAAAAUAACGGCAUGCGGGUCUUCAUUCGUCCACCUUGGCCUGAACCAAUUCCUCGUGAUUUGAAAGAAACUAGGUUGCAACAAUUUUUACAACAAAUGUCCAUGUCAGAACUGGCUGAAACUACUUGUGCACUGUAUAAUAAAACUCCAUUCACAUUUUCAUUCAACUACAACUGCAUUACCUUUGUUCAAAACGUACCAAAUAUUGUCAAUAGUUUACCACUUACACUUGACGAUCUAUGUGAUACAAUUAAAGUGAUUUUUAUUGGAGCCCGACCUCCCGAUCGUAUUCAUCUUAAAAAAAUCCUAACAGUACGCAAGAAGAAAAUUAUUCAAGCAUUGCACUGGCUAAAAAAAUACAAUGUACUUUAUCAAAAUGUCAAGAUAAAUCUCGAAAAUAUUGCUCAAUUGCCAGAAGACGAUGUACCAGAAUGCAUCAUGUCAACAUUAGAACAAAAGUUAGGUGAUGAAGAAAUUCAAUCUGAAAGAGUUGGAUAUGUUCCUGAUCCAUUAUCCAACCCAACAGAACACACUACUGCAGAUACUAUUCCUGUUAGUAACAGUGGUGUCCUUGAUGUCAAUGGCGCAUCAGUAUCUUCAGAGGAAAUUGCUAAUUAUUUUUUGCACAAAAUUAAAAAUAAUGGAAACAAGGAUCAGAUGGAUAUCGAAAAUGUUUAUUUAAUUCCUCAUUCAUCGAAACCUGUCAACGAAUAUUUCAAUCACAAAUUAUUAACAGGUCUAUAUCCAACUUUAUUCUGUUAUGGGCGUGGAGCGCCUGAAGAUCAAUCACGUCCAGUUCAGAUAAAAUUAAAAGAACACAUACGUUAUCUAUUAUCUUAUAACGAUCGUCGUUUUGAAACAAAUUACAGUUUUAUAUUUGUAGUCUUCAAUUUAUUGCAACGGCGUGAUGCCUGCUUUCAUGCUCAGCUGAUAGCAACAAAGCCUUACUUUCAAUCAUCUGAUGAUGAAAUUCUAUCUUUGAGUAAUAAAGAUAUUGAAACAGCCCUUGACAAUAAUUCUAAAAGAAUGUACAAUUCAGAAUCAAACAAUGCAUUAAACAAACUGUUGCAACAUAUUAAAACUAUUGGUGGCCGAGUUAUGGGUUUAGCAUAUAGACGAACAGCUUUACGUACCCGAAUUCAUGCACUUAUAUAUAAUCAAGGACUGUCCUGCAUAUUUCUUACUUUAAAUCCAGCCGAUAUCCAUAGUCCCGUAGCACUAUAUUUUGCGGCAUUUCAUCCAGUUGCUACUGCUAAGUUUUUUCAUUUAUUAAUUACUAAUAUCUUAAAUACUAUGAUUAUUGGUGGUGUUCUUGGGCCAAUAAAAGCUUAUUUUGGUACUGUUGAAAGUCAAGGUCACGGUUCACUUCAUUUACAUCUCCUUAUUUGGCUUGACCAUGAUAUGAAACCAGCCGAUAUGAAAGAGAAAAUUCAAGAUGUCAUUUUUUGUGAAAAGUUAAAAGCAUACUUAGAAGACAUUAUUCAAGAAGAUUUAGAUGAUUUUAAAGAGAAACAUGCCUUUAAAUAUUCAAACGUACCGAGAUUAUUCAAUACUCCUACAAGAUUAUCAGAAGAUAAUAUAUAUGCCGCUUUACGUACUAUUGAUUUGACAGGCUUCUCAGAAAAUAUAUAUAGAUCUCCUAUUUGGUCCACCCCAGCAAAACAACCAAUUUCUCCAUCGAUUCCUUACAUUUCUCCAUCAAUUGCUUAUGCCUCUUCGUCAUCGAAUAAAUUGUUACAGAUACCAACACAUGAUCGAUCAACACUCGAUAUGAAUACUUUACAUGACAAAUCAAACUUAAUUCCAGCUUGUUUACAUACUCGAAAUCCAUCGUCACCUAAUUUUGCAUCACGAUUUCGUGCAGAUGUUGUGCAACUUGUCGAAGCAAGUAACAUUCACAAACACAGCAACACAUGCUAUAAGUAUUGGAAUGCUAAUCGAGGCGACAAGAAAAAUUGCCGAAUGCGUAUGCCACGCAAGUUAGUACCAGUUUCGACGAUUGAUCCAGACACUGGUCAUAUCUCAAUGCGACGAUCGGAUCCAAUGAUCAAUAAUUUUAAUGAAUAUCUCAUCACCGCUUGUCGUUCCAACAUGGAUAUCAAAUUUAUUUGGAGUGGCAGUGAUGCAAAGGCUCUCGUUUAUUAUAUUACUGAUUAUGUGACACAGAUGAGUCUCUCUUUUCAUGAUACAUUUGCUUUUGUACAAAAAAGUAUUACAUCAAUUAUGAAUUCAUCGCAUCAAACAGACAAAGAAAAUGCAAUUGAAAAAUCACGAAAACUCGUUUUACGCUGUUACAAUACACUUGCUUCUCAACAAGAACUAUCUGGAGUUCAAGUUGCUUCUUAUCUCAUGAAUUGGGAUGAUCAUUAUACAACACACAAAUUUCAAGACCUUUAUUUAAUUCAAACUGAGCUAUAUUUACAAACACAAUUAAAUGAAAUGCCCUUCAAACGAAAAUUGGAAUUUUCAUUGCAAGAUCAUGAUGAACAUUUACUUCAAGUUAUUGCUGAAGCUCAAACUGAUAAUGAUGCAAUCGAUCCUGUUCUUUUGCCUGCAAAUCAAUAUAUUGAUGGCGAAGGUGAUAUGGACGAUAGUGAAAAUUUAUUAGAAUUACUAUGCAAUUUAGAUGAAUAUACAACUGCAGCAAUUAAUGCUACCAAAAAAUCAACAGAAGAGAAAUAUAUCGCAGAAACAAUUGAAGCAGUCAAAAAUGCUGGCCGAUUCAGUCAUCUAAAUACUCAUCAUCAACCUUCUUCAAAUGAAUUUAUCGAUUAUCCAAAUCAAAAAGCUGUACCGUUCGUUUCUGCAACACCAAAUCUUAUUCGACUAAACACAAAAUGGCAAGAACAACCAAAGACUGAGACAGAACGAGUUAGACGAAGUUUAAUUACAGGCAACUAUGACAAAGCAGAUGAUACAUUAGAUUUACAUGCUGCAAAAGAUGCCGUUGUAACAGUGGUGAAUCCAAAUAAUUAUAAAAAUAACAAUUUUGAAAAUUAUGGCUCGAUUCUUCCAGUGGUCUCAGUCACAACAAACUUUCCCACUCCAAAAACGAUCGCUGAUGAAUUUACAUUAAAUAGAGAACAACGAGCUGCAUUCAUGAUUAUUACAAGCCAUCUUGAUGGUGACAGUAGAUGUCGUACAGAUGAUAAUAACAGUCAACUUAUAAUAUGCAUACCUGGAUGUGGCGGUACAGGCAAAUCACAACUUAUUCGUGCUGUUAGUAAAUAUUUUCUUAUUACAAAAAGAAUACAAAUGAUGCGAAAAUUUGCACGUAAUGGAAUUGCUGCUGCUGAAAUCGGUGGUAUGACAAUUCAUUCAUUUUUGGGUGAACAACGUAAUUCUGGAAAACCACGAACCAUCAAACCAGGUGAUUCAAAACUUGAAAAAGAAUGGAGACUCGUCGAAUACCUACUGAUCGAUGAAAUGAGUAUGGUUGGUUUAAACUUAUUAGCAAAACUUAAUCGAAUCAUUUGCUCUGCAAAACAUGCCGAUCCACAAGUUUCAUUCGGUGGUGUAAAUGUUAUUUUCUUCGGUGACCAUUUACAAUAUCGACCUGCAUACGAUUCACCAUUACACACUGAUUUCUCAUUACCGUUGAAAAAGAAAUCCGGUAAAUUGCCAAAUGAAAACGAAAUUCAACAACGUGUUGCACGUUCUUUAAUUCUUCAAAUCAAUUGCGUCGUAAAACUUACUCAACAAAUGCGAACAGAAGAUCCACGAUACCUUCAACUUCUCGAACGACUUCGUCAUGGACAAUGCACUUAUGACGAUUAUGAAUUAUUAUUAACACAAGUUGUUGGACAACCAUCAGUAGGAUCUUUACGUGAUUCGCCUUGGAAUAAAGUAAGUCUUUGUUUUUGUUUAUAA
Molecule: messenger RNA, 5262 nt
Organism: Rotaria sp. Silwood2
Lineage: Eukaryota; Metazoa; Rotifera; Eurotatoria; Philodinida; Philodinidae
Source: the annotation of a GenBank genome assembly